This is a messenger RNA of Enhydra lutris kenyoni (northern sea otter), 2446 nucleotides long. Its product is annotated as ubiquitin specific peptidase 14. Bases 1 to 1485 code for a protein of 494 amino acids. The transcript has 15 exons. Gene Ontology annotation, biological process: regulation of proteasomal protein catabolic process; protein deubiquitination; proteasome-mediated ubiquitin-dependent protein catabolic process. Gene Ontology annotation, molecular function: proteasome binding; protein binding; cysteine-type deubiquitinase activity. Lineage: Eukaryota; Metazoa; Chordata; Mammalia; Carnivora; Mustelidae. The record is from RefSeq and is a predicted model, not a curated record.
AUGGUUUUGUUUGCAGUUACUGUGAAAUGGGGAAAGGAGAAAUUUGAAGGUGUAGAAUUGAACACUGAUGAACCUCCCAUGGUGUUCAAGGCUCAGCUUUUUGCACUCACUGGAGUCCAGCCGGCCAGACAGAAAGUUAUGGUGAAAGGAGGAACAUUGAAGGAUGAUGAUUGGGGAAACCUCAAAAUAAAAAAUGGUAUGACUCUACUAAUGAUGGGGUCAGCAGAUGCUCUUCCUGAGGAACCCUCAGCUAAAACUGUCUUUGUAGAAGACAUGACAGAAGAACAGUUAGCAUCUGCGAUGGAAUUACCAUGUGGAUUGACAAACCUUGGUAACACUUGCUACAUGAAUGCUACAGUUCAAUGUAUUCGUUCUGUGCCUGAACUCAAAGAUGCCCUUAAAAGGUAUGCAGGUGCCUUGAGAGCUUCAGGGGAAAUGGCUUCAGCACAGUAUAUUACUGCAGCCCUUAGAGAUUUGUUUGAUUCCAUGGAUAAAACUUCUUCUAGUAUUCCACCUAUUAUUCUACUGCAGUUUUUGCACAUGGCUUUUCCACAGUUUGCAGAGAAGGGUGAACAAGGCCAAUAUCUUCAACAGGAUGCUAAUGAAUGUUGGAUACAAAUGAUGCGAGUAUUGCAACAGAAAUUGGAAGCCAUAGAGGAUGAUUCUGUUAAAGAGACAGAUUCUUCAUCUGCAUCAGCAGUGACACCUUCUAAAAAGAAAAGCUUAAUUGAUCAGUUCUUCGGAGUUGAAUUUGAAACUACCAUGAAAUGUACAGAAUCUGAAGAAGAAGAGGUCACUAAAGGAAAGGAAAAUCAGCUUCAGCUUAGCUGUUUUAUCAAUCAAGAAGUCAAGUAUCUUUUUACAGGACUUAAAUUGCGACUUCAGGAGGAAAUCACUAAACAGUCUCCAACAUUGCAAAGAAAUGCUUUAUAUAUCAAAUCUUCUAAGAUCAGCCGACUACCUGCUUACUUGACUAUUCAGAUGGUUCGAUUUUUUUAUAAAGAGAAGGAAUCUGUGAAUGCUAAAGUUCUUAAGGAUGUAAAAUUUCCUCUUAUGUUGGAUGUGUAUGAACUGUGUACCCCAGAACUUCAGGAGAAAAUGGUCUCUUUUCGAUCAAAAUUCAAGGAUCUAGAAGAUAAAAAAGUGAAUCAGCAGCCAAAGACAAGUGACAAAAAGAGUAGUCCCCAGAAGGAAGUUAAAUAUGAGCCUUUUUCUUUUGCUGAUGACAUUGGCUCCAAUAAUUGUGGAUACUAUGACUUACAAGCAGUGUUAACACAUCAGGGAAGGUCUAGCUCUUCUGGCCAUUAUGUAUCAUGGGUGAAAAGGAAACAAGAUGAAUGGAUUAAGUUUGAUGAUGAUAAGGUCAGCAUCGUGACACCAGAGGAUAUCUUACGGCUUUCUGGUGGUGGAGACUGGCACAUAGCAUAUGUUUUACUCUAUGGGCCUCGCAGAGUUGAAAUAAUGGAAGAGGAAAGUGAACAGUAAUCUUCAUUUUAGCUAUUUAUGUUUAGGUGUGAAAUAAAUGUUAUUUGUUGAUCAUUUCUAUAAUCCAGAGCUGUAGAGGAAGAUAUUUAGGUGGUGUUAUGUGUUUCCCCUCUCAUGUGGAACAAAAGAGGGUGAAGCAGACCACUCUGGAUCAACCUAAAAAAAUUACAGAAAAAAGAAAAUUGCCUUUGGGACUGUGUUGCCCUGUACAAAGGUUGCAGGAAGACAUUUUAAAAAAGCUUAUUUCUUGCAUUAAUCUUUAAAAAUUCUGAUUUGAAAUGCCUUUCAGCCAUUGCCUUCUGUGAUAAAUUUUUCCCCCUGCCUUUUCAGCCCAGGAUUCAGCAAUCAGAUGUUUAUUGCACACCUAUUACUCUUUUUGUUGUUGUUGUUCUUGCAUGGUUCAAACCACCAGUGAUUCAUAGCUGCCCAUCCUUUGCCUUAUCUAACAAAAAUUUUGCCAGGAAGGUGGAAAGGAAGUAAGUGUUGCUCUCAUUGUGUUACUCAGUGCUGCUGCCCACAUCCCAUGGAAACACGGGUACAAUCAAGUAUUUGUCCAGCCUGACUGUUGCUGGCUUUUCAUGACUUUAAAAUAAAUUGUGACCAGUAAUAGUACAUUUGAUUAUACAUUCAUUAUUGUGUCUCUCUGAUGUACUAUGGUUUGUAUAUUUAACUUUGCAAUGGUUUUGUAGUAAUCAACCUUAAAAAACGUUGACAAGCUCUGGUUGCUUAUUUUUAGAAAAUGAGGAUAUUUAAUAAAAAAAAAAAAAAGAGGGACUAACAGCUUCUGACCUCAAGUCUUUUGUCUGAGUGUUGGAGCUAUGCUUGUUUAGGUAUAUUUAAUAGCAAGCAGUUGCUGCACGUGGUUAGUUUUACUCUGCUGUUAGGCAUCCAUUUAAAAAUGUUCUCUUCUGCCUUCUCACAUUAUGUUCUGUUUAAAAGAAAUAUAAAGUUGUAAAAUUAA